Molecule: messenger RNA, 3324 nt
Organism: Cryptomeria japonica (Japanese cedar)
Lineage: Eukaryota; Viridiplantae; Streptophyta; Pinopsida; Cupressales; Cupressaceae
Product: putative leucine-rich repeat receptor-like serine/threonine-protein kinase At2g24130
Exons: 5
Coding region: 1-3324 (1107 amino acids)
Biological process (GO): protein phosphorylation
Molecular function (GO): ATP binding; protein kinase activity; protein binding
Source: RefSeq, a predicted model, not a curated record
AUGGAUAAUUUGGGAAGGCCAAUGAAUUGGAAAGGUCAGUUCAUUAUUUUACUCAUCUUCACUGUUUUUUUCUUUGUUGUAUUCUCGUCCAAUGAGUUGCAAUACCAGAAGCAGAUUGAUGCAGAAGCUUUGCUUGAAUUAAAAAUGUCUGUAAUAAUCGAUCCAAGGCUUUCCUUGUCCAACUGGGUAAAUAGAAAUAACAUUUGCAACUGGACUGGAAUAACUUGUGAUCACAAUCAACUGGUUGUGAGUGUGGUUCUCAAGUACAGGAAUCUGGCUGGUACUAUACCACCUCACAUUGGCAAUUUAUCCUUCCUCACAAUUCUUAACCUCUCUAAUAACCAUUUCUCUGGCCCAAUUCCCCACGAGCUUGGUAAAUUAGAGAAGCUGCAGUACAUUAAGUUGUAUGAAAACAGUAUGCAUGGUUCAAUUCCAAUUGGUCUGGGUGAUUGCACAAACCUUUUAGAACUCCGGUUGAACAACAAUUUUUUGAGUGGAAACAUUCCCUCAGAGCUGAGUUCCUUGCACAAGUUGCAAAAACUCCACCUCUCUUCCAAUAAUUUGAGUGGUAUUAUCCCUCAAGACUUGGCAAAUUGCACUGCGCUUAGAGGAUUAGAUCUUGCUGAUAAUCUUUUAAGUGGCGCCAUCCCCUCUAAAAUCAACGGCUUUAGAGAUUUAAGAGUAAUGAGACUACGUGGAAAUCGUUUUGUAGGGGAAAUCCCCAAGUCUCUGAGUAACUGCUCAAAAUUGCGUUAUUUGUCGUUAUCUGACAAUGCGCUUGAAGGACCAAUUCCAUAUGAGAUAUUAACAAGAUUGACUAGAUUGCAAUCUUUGCGUCUGGACUCCAACAAACUCAACGGUAGCAUCUCCGAGGAGAUUGGCAAAUUGUGGAGAUUGAGGGAGAUUUGGUUUCAUAACAAUAGUCUUACCGGUAGCAUUCCCAAGGCCCUGGCGAACUGUUCAUCUCUGGAGUUGCUUUAUCUAUUUUUCAAUCACUUGUAUGGCACCAUUCCAGAAGAAUUGGGUUCACUUACCCGACUGCGGAGUCUAUGGUUAACUCAUAAUAGACCAAUUUAUUUUCUUAUGAACUGUACUGAACUGGAGACAUUGGCGAUAGGGAACAACAAGCUUGAAGUGACUAAUAACAAUCUCAGCGGGGACAUACCUCCAGAGUUGAAAAUGCUGACUCGUCUACAAAUACUUAAUCUUGGUAUUAAUCAGUUCAAGGGAAAUAUUUUUCCUUUCCUUCUAAACUGCACACAACUGCAAAAUCUUGGACUAGAAGUGAACAAUUUUGUGGGCUCCAUUCCCUCAGAUAUUGGCCUCAAGCUUGCUAACUUACAAGUUUUUAUUGCUGGAGGUAAUCAAUUCAGUGGCGGGAUCCCAAAGUCUCUGGGAAAUUGUUCUCAGCUCUCACUUCUUGAUCUCUCACUUAAUCGGUUGACUGGUCCGGUGCCUCAAGAACUGGGAAUGCUAAAUGCUCUUGAAAGAUUACAUCUUUGGGGUAAUAGCUUGUCAAGUGGACAUUUUAUUGGGAAUGUUCCGAGUGCAUUAGGCCGUCUGAAGAAUCUACAAUGGUUGGACUUGAGCUCCAACAAAUUCCAAGGCAACAUACCGCCAGAGUUUAGCAUGCUGGUAGACCUGGGAUAUCUAUGGCUUCAGCUAAAUCAAAUUUCUGGGGACAUCCCAUCAUAUUUGGGCAGUCUACAACAGCUGAGGAAACUUGACUUCAGUCAUAACAAGCUCACGGGAAGGAUACCGGAUACCAUUGGCCAAUGUUUCCGCCUGGAAAUGAUUGACCUCUCAUACAACAACCUCACAGGAAUUAUCCCCAUAGAGCUCUCAAGCCUUCGUUCACUGGUAUUUUAUCUCAAUUUUUCAUAUAAUUCAUUGACAGGAAGAUUGCCUUCACUGGGAGGAAUGCAACAUAUUCAGGCCAUAGAUAUCUCUGCCAAUAAACUCUCAGGACCAAUCCCUGGUGAUAUCGGCAGUUGCUCGGGAUUGCAGUACUUGAAUCUUUCUGAAAAUAAAUUGGAGGGAAUAGUGCCAAUAUCAAUAGGGCAGCUUAAGAGCCUCGAAAGCAUUGAUUUGUCUUUCAACGAGUUGUCUGGGCCAGUGCCACGCUCGAUUGCAAAUCUCACCAUGCUUCAGCAUUUAAAUUUCUCCUACAACAACUUGAACGGAUCAAUCCCAAAUCAAGGAGUUUUAAGAAACCUAAGCGCAGCAUCAUUUUUGGGAAAUCCGGGAUUAAGAAUAAAAAUAGCACCAGUUAUGGAUAGUUUGUUGGGACGAGAUUUCAUGCCAAUCUCAAGCCAGGAACUUCACAGAGCAACCCAAGGAUUUAGUGCUGUCAAUUUGUUAGGCGAGGGUAGCUUCGGGUCGGUUUACAAAGCGCUCUUGUAUGAUAAUACAUUGGCGGCUGUAAAGGUCUUUGACCAGGACCCUCAAAAUUCAUACAAAAAUUUCGUCAGAGAAUGCAGACUACUGAGCAAAAUCAGGCACCGCAAUCUUGUCAAAGUCCUGUCCUCUUGCUCAACUGCAGAUUUCAGGGCCCUGGUACUGGAAUAUAUGUCAAAGGGGAGCCUAGAACAACAACUGCACAAGGAUGAAAAAGGGUGUAGCUUGAGUUUGAAGAUGAGAGUUAACAUUGCACUUGAUGUAGCACAUGGGAUGGCAUAUUUACACCAUGAUUGUUCUCCCCCUGUUCUCCACUGCGACUUGAAGCCUUCAAAUGUGUUAAUGGACGAAACCAUGACAGCCCAUAUAGCUGAUUUUGGAAUUUCUCGUCUAUUGACAUCCCCUGUUUCUGAAAGUAGCAGCACGUCCAGACUGAAGGGAACAGUAGGCUACUUUGCUCCAGAGUAUGGAAUGGGAAGACAAGUGAGUAUAAAGGGAGAUGUUUACAGCUUCGGGAUUCUGAUCUUUGAAAUGGUGACUAGAAAGAGGCCUACUGACGAUAUGUUUUCUGGAGAUGUAACUUUGCCCAGACGGGUGAGAAGAGCAUUCCCUGACGCUGUGGAAGGAGUGGUGGACAGAGAGCUGUUGGUUGAUGAAUUAGCUCUGUCCAGCAGUGCAGAGUUGGUAUCCAGUGAGCAUGGCAGUUGUCUGCGUAGUUUAAUUGGAUUGGGAUUGCAAUGCACAAGGGAAUAUCCAGGGGAUAGACCAACAAUUAGAGAGGUGGAGGGCAUGCUUGAAAAGAUUGUGUAUGGCAGGGCAUAUGGCAAUUUAAAGGAACAUACACCCGUCCAGGAUCUGUUGAGUGCAGUCAAUGCAGUAGGCCAUCAAAAUGACAGCAGCAGCACUUCAUUCACCGAUCAAAGCUAA